Saccharomycodes ludwigii is the source of this 1158-nucleotide messenger RNA. It is a transcript of the gene MCK1, whose product is annotated as serine/threonine/tyrosine protein kinase MCK1. The transcript has a single exon. Gene Ontology annotation, cellular component: cytoplasm. NCBI's taxonomy places the organism in Eukaryota, Fungi, Ascomycota, Saccharomycetes, Saccharomycodales, Saccharomycodaceae. The coding region runs from base 1 to 1158 and encodes 385 amino acids. The record is from RefSeq and is a predicted model, not a curated record. Gene Ontology annotation, molecular function: protein serine/threonine kinase activity; protein serine/threonine/tyrosine kinase activity; ATP binding. Gene Ontology annotation, biological process: protein phosphorylation; signal transduction.
AUGAGCCAACAACAACAGCAAAACAUUACUACCAAUAACGCUACCACUACCACAGUUAAUAGUAAAUCCUUCGAUGAAUAUAUAGCCAAGGAUGUAACAUCUAAUAGGACCCAUGAGUCCCGCCAAAUGAUAAUAAAAGAAUACAAAAAAAUUGGUCAUGGUGCCUUUGGGACUGUUGUACAGGCUUAUCUAACACCAGACAACUCUAGUUGGUAUGGUCCGUUUGCUAUUAAAAAAGUACCUGCUCAAACUGAAUAUAAAUCUAGAGAACUAGAUAUUUUGAGAAUUACUGAUCACCCGAAUAUAGUGAGAUUAGAAUAUUAUUAUACACACACCCCACCAGAUGCAAGAAAUACAUUGUUUUUAUAUUUGGCAAUGGAGUGUUUACCUGAAACUUUACAACUGGAAAUUCACAGGUAUACUUCGAAUAGUUUACAGUUACCAUUAAAACAUAUUAAAUUGUACACUUAUCAAAUAGCAAGAGGCAUGCUAUAUUUGCAUUCUCUUGGAAUAUGUCAUCGUGAUAUUAAACCUUCUAACAUUUUAGUUGACCCUCAAAACGGUAUUUUGAAGAUUUGUGAUUUUGGCAGUGCCAAAAAAUUAGAACCUCAUCAACCUAGUAUAAGUUACAUAUGUUCUAGGUUUUAUAGAGCUCCAGAAUUAAUUAUUGGAUGCACUCAGUAUACUACUCAAAUUGAUAUUUGGGGAUUAGGCUGUGUAAUGGGAGAAAUGCUUAUAGGUCAUGCUAUUUUCCAAGGGGAAGAACCCUUAUUACAAUUAAGAGAAAUUGCUAAAUUAUUGGGCCCACCAGACAAAAAAUUUAUAUUUUUUAGUAAUCCUGCAUACGAUGGUCCCCUUUAUAGCAAGCCAUUAUUCACUGGAAAAUCCAACUCCAAAUUUGAAAAGUACUUUGGACAUGCUGGUGUGGAUGGUGUUGAUUUAUUGAUGAAAGUUUUGCGUUACGAGCCAGAACGUAGACUAUCUCCUCGCCGUAUAAUGGCACAUCCUUUUUUCGAUGAGUUGAGACAAGAGUUGUAUUUUUUCCCCAGAGGAAAUUCUCAGCCUAAGCAUUUACCUGAGUUAUUUAAUUUUUCUCAUUAUGAGCUUCAAGUCAUUGGUCCUGAACUAAUUAAUUCCAUUUUACCUCAUAAUGAUUGA